Messenger RNA from Tripterygium wilfordii, 765 nucleotides. RefSeq names its product transcription factor HEC2-like. Bases 1 to 765 code for a protein of 254 amino acids. Gene Ontology annotation, molecular function: protein dimerization activity; DNA-binding transcription factor activity. NCBI's taxonomy places the organism in Eukaryota, Viridiplantae, Streptophyta, Magnoliopsida, Celastrales, Celastraceae. The record is from RefSeq and is a predicted model, not a curated record. The transcript has a single exon. Gene Ontology annotation, biological process: regulation of DNA-templated transcription.
AUGGAUGUUGGCAUGAUUAAAACAUCAUCAUCAGGAGAUCAGAUGGACAUGAUGACAAUGAUGAUGCACAUGGAUCAUAAUCAACUCUAUGACUCCUUCACCCCCAACACAACUAAUUCCACACUUGCACCAGAACUAAUUCAAUUCUCCAACACCAUUUCAAACCCUAUUUUUCACAACCCAACAACAAAUGUAUUCCUAGGCAACCCAGUUGGAGAUCAAGAACAAAUUACCCAACCCACAAACAAAUUCAAACACUCGAUUUUCGUGAACCCGAAUCCGAACCCGUUUAUGUCAUCUUCUUCUUCUUCCUCAGUGGAGAAGAUCAAGAAUAACUCAAUGGCAGCAAUGAGAGAGAUGAUAUUCCGGAUGGCGGCAAUGCAGCCGAUCCAUAUAGACCCGGAAUCGGUUAAGCCACCAAAGAGAAGGAAUGUGAAGAUAUCAAAGGAUCCACAAAGUGUGGCAGCGAGGCAUAGGAGGGAAAGGAUAAGUGAGAAGAUAAGGAUUCUUCAGAGACUUGUCCCUGGUGGGACUAAGAUGGAUACGGCUUCGAUGCUGGAUGAGGCUAUACAUUAUGUUAAGUUCUUGAAGAAACAAGUCCAGUCUUUGGAACAAGCCGGGGUUAAUAGGCCUAUUACAGGUCAUGUUGUUGGGUUCUCGGGUGCAACUUCCUUGGCUGCUAAUUUGGGUUAUUCGUCUUUGUUCAGGGGUUGCAGCAAUCAACAGCCGGGUCAUCUGGCGAGUUCAAUGCAGAUGCUUAGAUGA